GUUAGUUGUCUCGUUACUUUCGUUAGCUGUCAACUUCAAAGCAAAUUCCUUCUUUUAUAAAGUCGCAAGUGUUGACGGCGGCAGCAACUGCUUCUGUGUUUGCGAGUGCACCAUAACGACACCAUGGCCGACUUAGAUGAUUUCUUCGCCAAGAAAGACAAGAAGAAGUCCAAGGCCAAGCCAAAAUUCUUAACUGCAGAGGAACUGGUUAAGAACUUAGAACGCGAGGCGGCAGCUGCUGCGGCUAUAGCCAAAGCAAAAAAGUUGGAAGCAGCCAACGCUGCACCGACUGUUGCACCAGGUGCUCCUGAGGAACCAAUCGUUGUUAAGCAGGUGGUGGAACAGCCGCAAGCUGAAGAAGAAUGGGAUGAUUUUGAGCAAGAGCAACGUAAAGAUUAUACAGGUCUGAAAAUUGGACAACUUACGGUAAACGACGAUGAUGACGAGAGUGCUGGCGAAGGUGAAGAAGACGAAGUGGAUAGUGAUGGUAACGUGACUGUCGAAAAUAAUACCUCGAAGCGCAGUGGCGGUGGACCAUGGAAAAAGGUUAUUCCUGCUGAGGAAGUAACACAAAUUCCGAUGGAAAUAGAAAAACCGAAGUCAACUGUUUAUAUUUCACCUGCCCUACGAGCAGCGCAAGCGGGAGCAGCGCCUGGGCCGCGCUUGAAGGCGCGCAAUCGAGCAGCACCUGACAUUACUAACGCAGAGUACUUCCCUUCAUUAAGCGCCGCACGGCCGGAAGAGCAAAGAAAAAAGAAAAAUGAGCCAGCAUUUGAGGAAGUUCGACACGGUGGCCGGUUGCAGCGCAUCCACGAGCCAGUUUCGGCGCCCGUUUCGGCAGCAAACCGUUUCCAGUCGCUGGACGAGGAAGACAGCUAGAAAGCAGAGGGUCGCCGACGAAACAGUCACUUCUAUUUGGAUUCGUUUUUUUUGCCAAUUGUUUUCUAGAAGAGGAUGUAGAAGUCUGUCUGUAUUGAAUGUAUUGUACGCUUUGUAUCUACAACAUUUUUUUUUCUUCCUUUUUUGUAAUCUCCAUCAGAGCAUUUUAUUUUAGCGAUUUUUAUACUUUAUUAAUUGGAGUGCGGGAUUGUGGUACCUGACGCGGCCACCACUCUUCAUAAAUGUCCGGGAACUGCCGCUUCACAAUAGAAAUUAUAUUUAAUUAAUGGUAGGGACAGAUUAGCUUCAAACUACUUUCCGCAAAAACUAUUUAUUAAGUGGGAAAUCAACAGAAAAUAAAAUAUAUAAUGAAGUAAACUGCUAUAAAACGAA
Rhagoletis pomonella (apple maggot) is the source of this 1272-nucleotide messenger RNA. Its product is annotated as protein CDV3 homolog. The transcript has 4 exons. Lineage: Eukaryota; Metazoa; Arthropoda; Insecta; Diptera; Tephritidae. The record is from RefSeq and is a predicted model, not a curated record. Bases 124 to 879 code for a protein of 251 amino acids. Gene Ontology annotation, cellular component: cytoplasm.